Molecule: messenger RNA, 3684 nt
Organism: Hibiscus syriacus
Lineage: Eukaryota; Viridiplantae; Streptophyta; Magnoliopsida; Malvales; Malvaceae
Product: transcription factor LHW-like
Exons: 10
Coding region: 655-3261 (868 amino acids)
Biological process (GO): regulation of DNA-templated transcription
Molecular function (GO): DNA-binding transcription factor activity; protein dimerization activity
Source: RefSeq, a predicted model, not a curated record
AUCAGUGGCAUCCCCGUAAUUUUACCCCUAAGCUGCCUCUGCUUAUGUCUAAAAAUCAACCCUUCUGCGGCGCACUUUAGAAGAAGAGAGAAAAAUAGAAAAGAAAGUGGGAAACCUACAAAACCGAGAAAAAGAAAAGCUCAUCAAUUUUCAACUAACAAUAGCAUCCCAAUUCUCUCUCAACUUAUUCUUUCUCUCUGUUUUUUUUUGUAUGUGUGUAUUUUUCUCUUGUUGUGUCUGCAAUUGAAAAAAAAAACAAAUGGAGCAAACUUUGGCUAUCUUCAAGCUUGAAGCUUGUGGUAUCAUCUAGGAGAAAAAAGUUUCUUUUUUUCUCCUUUUGUUUGACUUAGUUUAGUUAUCUUCGUUAAAAGUUAACAAAAGUGUUGAUGGGGAGAGGUUGCAGGAGGAUGGUAGCAGGAAAUUUGGAUCCAGAUAGAAAAAGAAGCGGUGGGUUGAGAACAAAGCAGGCUGGUAGAGGCUCUUGUAGAGGAAGUUAGUUUUAGUUGCUCUUUUUUCUUUUCAUGUUUCUUAAAUGUGGGAUGUUAUAAAAAUUGCUCCUUGAGUCGUUCUUUGUUGGUUGCUUUGCUUCAAUAUUAAGUGUAUGAUCUUUGAGAAUAAGAAGAAGAAGAAGCAGAAGAAAAAAGGAGAAGUGCUAUGGGUGGUUUGUUGAAAGAAGCUUUGAAGUCACUUUGUGGGGUGAGUCAAUGUUCUUAUGCUGUUUUUUGGAAGAUCGGCUGCCAGAAUACUAUGUUACUAAUUUGGGAGGAAUGUUACAUUGAAUCUGCACCGUCUUCGGUCCCUCCAUGCAUUGCCAGACUUAAGAACCCCGGAUUGUCAUUUGGAGAGCAGGAGGGAUGCUGGGGUUCCGAAACAUCCUCUCAAUUUGGGAGUCGAACAUGGGACGACAAAGUCCAUUUCCUGAUGAACAAAAUGAUGAUAAAUAAUCGCAUUAUUAUAGUUGGACAAGGGUUAGUUGGGCGAGCGGCAUUUACUGGUAAUCAUCAGUGGAUUCUUGCAAAUAAUUACAUUACAGAUGCCCACCCCCCUGAGGUUCUUAAUGAGUUGCAUCUCCAAUUUUCAGCUGGCAUGCAGACUGUUGCGGUUAUUCCUGUUCAUCCUCACGGAGUUCUUCAGCUUGGUUCUUCCACGACUAUUAUGGAAAACAUGGGAUUUGUGAAUGAUGUGAAGAGUUUAAUUCUCGGUUUGGGAUGCAUCCCUGGAGCUCUUCUCUCUAACAGCUAUGGAGCAAAUGAAUGCAUUGAGAAAACCAGGAUUCCCAUUUCCUUUGAAAAUUCCAUGGCUUCAGUUUCUGAUGGCCGCAACCAACAAAGCAAUUCAUCUCAGACUUCCAUGUUUAUUGACCGAUCAUCUUCCCUGAUCAGUCAAGAGAUGAAGCCAAACAUAUAUUGUAGAAGUCAAAUGGAAUCCGGAGCUGGUGCUGAAGUAAUUCACUCUAACUCAGCUUUGUGGCAAAACCCGCAAGUUUCUUUUAGCAACUCACUGUCUGGGUUCAACUGUCGGCCAAUGAUUGGUCAACCAAUUUCCAGCCACAUCAGCAUAAAGUCAAUGGAUCAACAAGUUUUAUCAGAUGGCCGGCAAAAUCAUGUUAUCAAUAGCAUUACUGCAUCGAAUGGUCAAAUGAAACCAGAAUCAAUCCCUGGCAUUGUUCCAAACUUGCAAAAACACGUUUUUACUUCCUCUUGCAUGCAAUUGGCAGGGAACGGGAUUCAGCAAGUUGGUUCGUCUAGGGUGGAGGUUCCUUCAUCCAUCCUGACUGAUCAGUUAACAACUACUUGUAUGCUUUAUCAAGGACAUGAAUCUGAGAAUUUUAGGUGUAUUCCGAAGAAAGAAAGUAUGGAUAAUGAUUUGUUUGAAGCACUUAGUAUCCCAUUGCCCCAUGCUGAUGAGAGCAUGCCCUUUGCUGAGCAACUUCCUAGUGCUUUUCAUGAUUGCCUGAAGCAUGAAAGUGAAAAUUCAAGUACUAAAUCCUUCAAUGUUAACUAUGGUGAUGUGUGCGUCCAGCCUCCAUCAGGGGAUGGCUUGUUUGAUGUAUUGGGGGCAGAUUUGAAGAGUAAAUUACUUGGUGAGAAAUGGAAUAGUGUUCUUGCCAAGGGACAAGAUUUGAAGAUGCAAAAUGUGGGCAAGGAUACUUCAAUAUUUAGGGAUAUGGCCAUUGUGCUUCCUGAUCAUUGUUCUGCUAGUGAAGGGAUUUCCAACCGGGGAAUUUACUCUCUGGUGGGUAAAGAUCAUCUUUUGGAUGCUGUAGUUUCUAGUGCCCAUUCUGCCGGGAAGCAGAUAUCAGAUGAUAAUUUGUCCUGCAGGACAACAUUGACAAAGUUCAGUAACUCAUCUGUUCCUAGUUGUUCCGGUACCUUCAGCCAGUCUAAAAUUUCCAAUCAAGUUCGUGAGGAGUUACUAGGUGGCCUUCCUAAGUCUCUGUUGAAGGGAGGAACUCUUCCAUCCAGUUCUUAUAGAUCUGGCUGUAGCAAAGAUGAUGCUGGAACUUGUUCUCAGACUACUUCAAUGUAUGGGUCUCAAAUCAGUUCAUGGGUUGAGCAGGGUCAUAAUUCAAGGCGUGACACCAGUGUCACAACUGUAAACUCAAAAAGGAACAAUGAAACGACCAAACCAAAUAGCAAAAGACUAAAAUCUGGAGAGAACCCUCGACACAGGCCAAAAGAUCGCCAGAUGAUCCAAGAUCGAGUAAAAGAGUUGAGAGAAAUUGUACCAAAUGGAGCAAAAUGUAGCAUUGAUGCUCUUCUUGAAAAGACCAUCAAGCAUAUGAUUUUUCUUCAAAGUGUAACAAAGCAUGCAGACAAGUUAAAACAAACGGGAGAGUCUAAGAUAAAGGAAAACUUUGAGGGAGGUGCGACAUGGGCAUUUGAGGUCGGCUCACAAUCUAUGUUGUGCCCUAUUGUGGUUGAGGAUCUCAAUAGACCUCGUCAGAUGCUUGUAGAGAUGCUUUGUGAAGAACGGGGUUUCUUCCUUGAAAUAGCCGACUUUAUCAGAGGGUUGGGAUUGACCAUCUUGAAGGGAGUUAUGGAAACUAGGAAUGACAAGAUCUGGGCACAUUUCACUGUGGAGGCAAACAGGGAUGUUACGAGGGUGGAGAUAUUUAUGUCACUUGUUCGUCUUCUGGAGCAAACUGCGAAGGGCAGCAGCACAUCAUCUGCCAAUGCUUUCGAUGGCAACAUGGUUCAGCACUCUUUUCCUGAAGCUGCAUCUAUCCCGGCAACUGGUAGGACCACUAGUUUACAGUGAACCACCUUGCAGCCUGGUAUUCCGGUCUAUUGACAUGUUAAGAGCAGGCCCUACCUUUGCUUGCCGUGACUAACAUACAGUCUGUAGAUUCGGGUGGUUCGUACCUUGACUAACGUUUGUUGUUUCCCACGACUGACCUCGUUUUCAAGAGGAGGGAACUUGUUUAGGUAAUGAAAGAACGUCAAACAACUUUUAAAUGGCCCGUAUUUGGAUUUUGCUGGACCAUUUGACGGAUAAACCUGUAGGCGUAAUAGUUUUCUGGGGGGGGGGAUUCCUAAUGUAUAGAGGAAUGGGAUAUGACAUGAAAGGGAUGAGUUGUGCUAGAUUUCGUCAUGUGCUGCUUGUUUUUAGUUAUUUUGUUGUGUAGUCGUAUUGUGUUGGCAAUAUGCUGGGGGUGACACCAGCCAAGGGACUGCGUUUUGU